GGUCCUCAGUACCCCUUGCUUGUCAUAAGAGGCAACCAAAUGGGGUGGUCCUUUGGAUGAGACUGCAGAAACUGAGACCCUGUGUCAGAGCAUGUGUGGCACAAAGAUCCCUCCCUGCUCAAAGGCCAAUGAGGGUACUUGGAUUAGUUUUGAAAUCACCCAAAUACUCCAAAUUGCACCAUACCUUCAUCAAAAGAAAUUUUCAAACAUUAGUUUCAUCUUCAUGGUUGAGAAACCAGUUGGCAGCAUCCAGUAAACUGAGUUCGGAACUUCGACUGUUGGAUGCCUCAUGGCAGUCAAAUGGACAAGGAUAUCAACAACUUUACAAGCAAGCACACAUUCCCCAUGCUGUGUAUUUUGACUUGUAUAAAUGCUGCACUGGCACCAAAGAAAUCCCCUUGAACCUUCCAGAACCUGAGUGCUGGACACAGUACAUACAAUCACUGGGUGUGUCCUCGGACACUCAUGUGGUGGUGUAUGAUGGACAAAACAUGAGACUGGCCCUUCGGACCUGGUGGCUGUUCAGGCUUUAUGGUCAUGAGAAUAUUUCGGUAUUAGAUGGAGGUCUUAUUAAAUGGGCAGACGAUGGCUAUGAAAUUACAGUACAUGAACCACAAGUUGAGCCUGGCAAUUUCCAGUGUGAGUUAAAUAAAUCCUUAGUGAGGGAUUAUGAGGACAUGCAGAAAAAUGCUAAAACUCAGAAAGAACAGGUGGUGGAUGUCAGGGAGGCCAGCAGUUUUGUGGGGGGUGUAGAGGAGACACCACCAGAGUCCAGAAAUGGCCAUAUCCCUGGAUCACUCAACAUACCGUACAAUCUGUUCUUUAAUGAGGAUAUGACUUUCAAGUCAAAAGAAGAAUUAGAAGACCUGUUUGAAGACGCAGGAGUUGAUCUGGAGAAGCCCAUUGUAUCCAGCUGCUUACUCGGAAUAACCGGAUGUGCCAUAAAUGUAGCUUCCCACAUGUUUGGAAAAAAAGACACAGCUCUGUAUUAUGGUUCUUGGAAUGAAUGGCGACUUCGAGCAGAUGCCAGCGAGUGUGAGACAGGGCCGCCACGCCAGAGAGGAUGACAAAAAUAUCACUAAUUACGAUUAAGAAUUAAGUAACAUUGAUUAUAUGAUUAAACAACUGAUUGCAAUAUUUUCACCUGUUUACCUAGUGAAGGUUAGGCUAUGGUAGACUUGAUUUAAAGAGAAAUAAGAUGGUGCUUUUAGAAACUCUCACAAAAUAAUGCUUUACAAAGCAAGGAAAUUAUUAUGGGACUCUUAAUGAAAACGACAAAGGAAGAGAAAUUCCAGAUACACAGAUGCUUUGUAUAGAUCAAUACAAAGUCAUUUCAUAAUUCUAUUAUGUGGCAAAUGCAAAUAUAUUGGAGAUAUCUUUAUAGUUUGUUUUAUCCAGCAAGUUAAAAAGCUUGUCUAUAUUUGCAAAGAUUGUAGAGCAAAUAUACACAUUAUAGCAGUGAGUUGGAAGAAGCAAAUGCAAAAAACCACACUACCAUAGAUAUACUAUUUAUCUCAUACUAUGUGUGUUUACUUUUAAAUUUAAAAUUUCUAAUUUUUUGCCUUUGAUAUCUUUACAAAUUGUAAGAUAUUUCCUCAUGAAUUUCAUGCAGCUGUGAACAAUGCAAUGCUUCAUGCCUGAAUACUUCAUGAAGCAAAAUAGCACUACAUAAAAGGUAUGCUGGCAUGAAGCUUAGAGUUCAUACCCUCAUGUAUUUUAAAAAUGAAAUCUAUUUCUUCUGCCAAUUUAACAUAAAGAAUUGUUGCAUCUUGUUUUAAUUGUAUGAAGCAACCUGAACUACCGUUACCUAUAACCAACGGGUAUUGGAUAAAGUUAUAUUUAUCCAGAAGGCAAUGCAUGUAUAAAAUAUGCCUCACAUAUGAUUGAGAUAAAUAUCAUGAUUUAUAUUAAUGAACCUGUAAUGAAUAAAUCUUUUUGACAGUUUCAGUUGUUUGAGCAAUAUAUAUUGUAUAACUUCUUGCAAGUUUCAUUUUUAAUGAUUGAUUUGUUGUGAAUUGUUUUAUUGUAUAUUAAAUAAAAAUGUUUUAAUUAGAA
Ostrea edulis (European flat oyster) is the source of this 2055-nucleotide messenger RNA. Its product is annotated as thiosulfate sulfurtransferase-like. Gene Ontology annotation, cellular component: mitochondrion. The record is from RefSeq and is a predicted model, not a curated record. The transcript has 8 exons. Lineage: Eukaryota; Metazoa; Mollusca; Bivalvia; Ostreida; Ostreidae. Gene Ontology annotation, biological process: transsulfuration. The coding region runs from base 57 to 1067 and encodes 336 amino acids. Gene Ontology annotation, molecular function: thiosulfate-cyanide sulfurtransferase activity.